Messenger RNA from Cuscuta campestris, 2556 nucleotides. The record is from the annotation of a GenBank genome assembly. NCBI's taxonomy places the organism in Eukaryota, Viridiplantae, Streptophyta, Magnoliopsida, Solanales, Convolvulaceae.
CUUCGUCAAGAGAGGGGUAUGCAAAUGCUGGACAGGGUUCUCGACAGAUAAAAUCUCUAGAAUCGGUAGGCUCAAGGAUAAAGAACUCACAUGCAUCAUUUCAUUUUCAACAAUCUUCAGGAGAGGUUAGUGUCCAAAACACUGGGAAGACGGAUCUCUCCAUGGCUAUCGCGAUUUCCAUUGGAAACUCAGAGAAGUUCACCAAGCUGGACUUUAUGGGGAAAAUUAUGGAUGGCAGCAGUUUUCCUUCAAAGUGCCAGUUCGUUACCCUCUCGAAUGUUUCAAAAGGGAUACAAAAGAUAAACCAGAUCAUCAAAACCAGCUGUUCGAAUGGCAGCAGUGUUAAUAACUCUGACACAUGCUCCAUUAAAGUAGUUGAGAAGGAACUCUUAAAAGGUGCCAUGGACUUGGAGUCAUCCCUGAGAAUGCUAGUUAACCUGCAGGAAGCAUCUUCCAAUCACAUUAACAGCUCUCAAAGAAGGAACCGGCAUGUAAUAUCUCUUGUUGAAGAUGAAUAUAGAGUUGAUGAUGUGAAAGCAGCAGAUCAGAAGCAACUGGACCUUCCAAGAUUUUCAUUCGAUAAGCCAUCCAGAAAAUCAUAUACCAAGAAGGAGACCAGAGAUGGUGGAAAAAAUGAACUUCUAGCCUUGACGUACCACAAAAGAUCAAUAUCAUGCAUUCCGGAUUUUAAGGACGGCUCUGCAAAUUUGGAGCCAAAAAGCCAGUCAACUUCAUCAACACAUGGUGCAGGGAAGGGGAGAAUUUCAAAUGUCAUUGCAAAACUCAUGGGGUUGGAUGAAUUUCCUCAAAAUGCAAAUCUGAAGGCCUCAGGUCAGUCAACCUCCAAGAAAGGUUCCGGGAAUUUCUUGAAAAAUGAGAGAGAGCCAACAGACAAUAACAACUUCUUAAAGCAGCGCACAACAGAGAAGAACGAACCUCAUCCAAUUCUUCCACAAAAGCUAAACAUAGAAGCUGCUGAAAACUUGUCACCAGAGAAAAAUAAGCACGUGAAGAAGAAUGAUAUACAUCGGAAGGAAAACAAUGUGGGUGAAAAAGGGGCCAAGUCAGUGAAGCAAAACCUGGAUCUUGGAAAACCAGGGGGAAAGCAAGUUAAGGCCAGAGUCUCACAAUCAUCAAAGAAUAAUAAACCAAGAGAGCCAUCACCUGACCGGGCCAAGACUGCUGCUACAAAGCCAACUUUUGCUAAGCAUAGAGCCCAAGAGAAGCCUAUCAAGGAGCCAUCCAGAAAGAAGAAAGAGAAUCACAUUCAAGUCCAAAGAAAAGACCCAUCUAAAAACAUAUUGAAACGGCAGUUGCCAAUAUCGCAGGUGAAGAAACGGUUGAAAUGCAAUGUGAAUAGAAGCUCUGGUUUAGAAGGCAGAUUGAUGGAUGAACAUUCAACAGAAUCGAAAAGCAAAAAUGUCUCUGAACCUGAAACUUCAAAGGCUGGAGAAGAAAUAUGGCUUUGUGAAGCAAAAGAUUCUUGCAAUGAUGCUGGUGAUCCAAUAUAUUUGGCAUCUGAUAUUCCUAAUGAAAAUCAAGAUACUGCGGAAGAGAGGAAUCACAAUGAUGCAGACCAAAGUCACACAAUCAAUUCUCAAAAUCUUGUACAAAACCACCAAGAAGGACCCCAAGAGCAUGAAAUUACAAUUGCGGCCACUGAGAAUUCAGAAAACACACUGAUUGGAUCAGAAACCAGCAAGCUAAUUCCAAAACGACAAAAUGAGCCACUGACGGAACCGGAAAAGAACCUCAAGGAAUCACUCACCAAAAGCCACCUAUUCCAUAGCACAGCUGAAGCACUUUUCAACCUGAACUUACCUCCAAGUGUUCUUCAUCAUGCAAGUGAUCAUCAAAUCAAUGAAGGGGCCGCAGACCGUCUGCUUACGGUAGACAUUGCCUACGAGGUAAUGAAAAGAAAAGGGAGGAGGCAAGAAAUCUCAGUCCAUCCCUGUGCAAGAAAAACAUCCAUCAUCAGCGACAUAAAGGUGGGAUCUUUAGAUGAUCUGAUCAAGCAGAUGUGGAAGGACUUCGACGAGUUGGCCAGCUACAGCCAUAAUGGCAGUGAAGAAUGGGAGUCAACGCAGCACUUUGAUGACAGGCUUACAAAAGACAUGCAAAACAGAAACUCAGAUAUAAAUAGUAUGUGGGACUUGGGAUGGGACAGAACCAUGUUUGCCUUCCUAGAAAAGGAUGAGAUUGCAAAGGAUGUUGAAAGAUGUUUGCUGAAGGGACUCAUACAUGAGGUCGCCAUGGACUUACUGUAAAAUACUGAGUGAGACUAAGGUAGAUGUGUGUGUGGGUUUUACACACCACCAAGGUAGAGAGAGAAGCAUGAGAGGAAUUCUACACAAGAAUACCACCGGGAAAAUCCAAGGGGUCUUGGUGAGUGUGGGUGAGUGUAGGGAGUAACUGGUUUUAGUUACUCGGAAAAAUAUAUCCGGGCAUAGGAUGUGGAAAGAUCUGUUUACGAGUGUCUGGAAUUUAGCCUUGUAAACAGGGGAGAGUUUUUUGUAUAUUGUCCUGAAGUAGUGGAAAUAUAAUUUUUUCUCUCAU